This is a messenger RNA of Eutrema salsugineum, 306 nucleotides long. Its product is annotated as putative defensin-like protein 307. The record is from RefSeq and is a predicted model, not a curated record. NCBI's taxonomy places the organism in Eukaryota, Viridiplantae, Streptophyta, Magnoliopsida, Brassicales, Brassicaceae. Gene Ontology annotation, molecular function: metal ion binding. Bases 1 to 306 code for a protein of 101 amino acids. The transcript is spliced from 2 exons.
AUGAAGAGAUCAGCUAUAAUAUUCAUUGGUAUUCUGCUUUUUUCAACAUGCACACCAAUUCUGGCACGAACUGGAUAUCAACCAUGCACAAAAGACCCUGAUUGUGUUAGACUCAAAUGUCCAUCACCACUAGGACACCCCAAGUGUGUGAAUGGUGGUUGUGAAUGCCCCUUUGAAGAACAUGUGGCGUUACCAAAUGAUACUAAUUGUGAUGUGCAUGCUUGCGUUGACUAUUGCGCAGGUAAAGGCGAGGAAGCUUAUGCUUGUCUUUUGAACCAAUGUUACUGUCGCAAACCUCCCAUGUAG